GACCCGCCCGUCGCCUCCUUCCCUCGCUCAGUCGCUCUCCGAUUCCUCAAGCGCCCCCCGCGAUCUCGCCUCCCCCCUCCAGAUCAAAACCCUAGCGCUCGCCCCGGGAGGACCUAGCGCCUCGCGCGCCGGCGGCGGCGGCAGCGCGGUGGGUCUGUUCCCGGUGGGCGAAGCGUGGGAGAUCUCCUCGUGGAGGGGGGCAGGUGGCCGAUGGGCGGAGCGGCCUCGGUCGGCGCGGCGGCCGGGGAGGCGACGGGUGGGGCAGCGCACCCGGUGGUUCUGAACGUGUACGACCUCACGCCGCUUAACAACUACCUUCACUGGUGUGGGCUCGGCAUCUUCCAUUCCGCUGUCGAAGUCCAUGGAUCGGAGUACAGUUUUGGAGCACAUGAUCACCCAUCAAGUGGGGUUUUUGAGGUGGAACCAAAGAGCUGCCCAGGCUUCAUAUACAGAUGUUCGGUUUUGAUAGGCCAUACAAGUCUGAAUCCCUUGGAAUUUCGAGAAUUUAUUCAGAGAAUGGCCUCAGAAUAUCAUGGAGAUACUUACCACCUCAUUUCCAAGAACUGUAACCACUUUACGGAUGAUCUUAGCAUCAGAUUGACAGGAAAACCAAUUCCUGGUUGGGUUAAUCGACUCGCUAGGCUAGGCGCCUUUUCUAACUGCCUUCUACCAGAAAGCAUGCGGUUGGAGUCGACUGAGACAAAGCAUAUUGCUGACUGUCGUUUCUCAGAUGGUUCCAACACAAGCAGCAAUGAUAACUUUGACGAAGAUGACUUGGAAGACAGACACCUGCUUCCAACAUCUUCUGUUGGUCAGGAUUCAAUUGUAAAAGAGGUUCACAGGUGACAGUCUGCUGAAGCCAUGCGCUGAGCUCUUUCUGUAUUCUAAAAUGUAACGGUUUUCAACAUUCAAUGUGCAGUUUGUCAUUCAUUGUGUACAUUAUAAUUUUUGUAAUCUAAAAUGUAAUGAGCCCAUCCUGUUCUGGUAUUUUGUAAUGUUCAGUGACAGGUCCACAUUCAUGAUUAAGUUUGUUCCUUCCACUUGUACAACACUGUAA
This is a messenger RNA of Phragmites australis (common reed), 1057 nucleotides long. RefSeq names its product deSI-like protein At4g17486. NCBI's taxonomy places the organism in Eukaryota, Viridiplantae, Streptophyta, Magnoliopsida, Poales, Poaceae. Gene Ontology annotation, biological process: protein deubiquitination. Gene Ontology annotation, molecular function: deubiquitinase activity. The record is from RefSeq and is a predicted model, not a curated record. Bases 211 to 846 code for a protein of 211 amino acids. The transcript is spliced from 4 exons.